Molecule: messenger RNA, 1357 nt
Organism: Closterium sp. NIES-65
Lineage: Eukaryota; Viridiplantae; Streptophyta; Zygnematophyceae; Desmidiales; Closteriaceae
Source: the annotation of a GenBank genome assembly
GGACCACUUCCUCUCUCUUUGCCCCACCACACUCACCGUUGACCUCCUCGAGGAGCGCCUUCUUGCAGCCGAGAAGAGUAUUACCGCUGUAGGAGCCUCUCGUGGUAUCCCCCGUACCCCUUUCUUUGAGGGGUUUUCCCCUGUCCCCCUGUUGCCCUCUGUUGCCUCUACUGCUGUUGUCGACCUCGUUGGCACCGAGUCGGUCGGCGCUGCGUCUGCUCCUAGUGGGAGGCGCCGCAUCAACAAGGGCAAGGGGGGCAAGGGUGCUGAAGGAGAUGGCGGGGGCGGCGGUGAUGGCGGUGGAGGCGGUGGAGGGGGUGGGGGUGGAGGUGGGAGUGGUGGCGGGGGUGGGGGUGGAGGUGGGAGUGGUGGCGGGGGUGGGGGCUUCGGUGGCGGUAGUGGAGGUGGAGGCGGCGGCGGUAGUGGCGGUGGGGGUGGAGGCGGCGGUGGUGGCGACGGCGGUGGCGGCGGCGGUGGCGGCGGCGACGGCGGUGGGACUGGUCUUGGUGGCGCUGUGCAGCGUGCACGCUUUGGUGGUGGCCAGCGCCAGCAGCAGCAGCGUUCUCAUGAGAUCCCGUUGCCCCAGCAGCUUCGUGAGUGGUACGCUGGGCGCCAGCGGUCUGCGGGAGCUGGUCCCUGUGCCUUCGUCCUGCGUACCGGCAACUGCAUUGGUGAGACGUGUGGCGGCCCGCACGUCACCCAGCGCUGCUUCGGCCGCCUGACUGACGCCUGGCAUGCCCAGUUCCCUGACUCCUCUGAGAUCCCUCGCUUGGGUGAUCUGCUCAAGUCGGGUGUUGUUAUCUUUGAUCUUGACUUUGAUGCUAUCCUUGCUGCUAUGUAUGUUGUGUCUAUUAGUGCUGAGGGUGACUAUUACCUGUGUGUUCCGCACGACCCGGGCAUUGGGGCUGCUGCUCUAGGCGCUAGUGAGUCUACUGCUCCAGGUGCUCGUGCGUCUGCUGCUCUAGGUGUUGGUGAGUCUGCUCUCUCAGGUACCGAGUCGGGUCAGGUCCUGCACACCUUCACCCUUGACUCGGGCGCUUCCCGCUCCUUCUUUCGCGACUGCACCACUCUCACGCCGCUCAGUCGGCCAGUGGCAGUCUCCCUGGCUGACCCCUCUGGGGGUCCGGUCCUUGCUCACUCCUCCACGGUCCUGCCGUGUCCGACGGUCCCCUCUGGCUCUCUGUCGGGCCUCCACCUCCCCUCGUUCUCCACGAACUUGGUAGCUGCGUCGGGUCAGGUGUUUGCUGUAGCGUCCUGGUCUGGUCUUGAGUCUGCCCCCUGCUCGUGUCGCCUCCUGUCGCACCAGACACUCCUCUGGCACCACCGCCUUGGUCACCCCUCCCUGCCUCGUCUUUGA